CCAAAUAGGCUAGAUAAUAAACUUGAUAAUAUACUUAUGUUGGAUCUCAAGUUCAAAAACAUAAUAUUGAGCUUGAGUUUGGGCUUGAUAUUGAGCUCGAGCUUGGCUUGACCAAUGAAUCAAGCCAAGCCAUGCUCAAACUUUUAUGCUUUAUAAUAAGCUCAAACUUGAACAUUAUUUGUAAACUCGUAUCAAACUCAAGCCAAGCUUGAACAUUCUAUUUUUGCUGUCAAGCCGAGUUUGAACAUUCACUGUUCGACAAAACUCAGUUCGUUUACAGCCUUACUAUUGAAUGGUCAAAACAAAUUUGUUCAUGUUCCCCAUCCCCCUCCAAAAACAUAAAAUCUUGGUUUGUCCCAAAGUUCUACAAGAGGCAUUUGCUCAUGUUGGUUUAUAAAAUAACCAACUGAAUGAAACAUCAAUAUGUUUUUUUCAGUCAAAAGGUCAAACUCGCGCUCUUUGUUAACAGAGAUCAAUUUUAUUUGUUUGAGUCGUUUUCAACAAUGAGGUGAUAGGCUAUGAUAAUUAGAUAUAAACAAAGGCUUUUGAACCCACUUUAUGGAAAACCACUUUAUGCCUGGUCCAGGCUCCAAGAUACCAGAUCAUGAGCUCUAAGAUUUCAUGCCCACUAGUGAAGUUAAUUCAGAACCAACCUAAAGGCUAAAAGGGAAGGGAGUAAAGGGCUGGAAGUUCCAACAUAGCUGACUCUAGAAUGCAGAAUUUCAGCCACAAGAAUAAUCACCAGUUUUGUUCAUUCCAUGGAAUAUCACAAAGCCAUUGAAACCACUUCAUUAUUUUCAAAAGCAAACAUCCUAUAGUGUCAUAGCAGCUAUUAAUGUUGAUUUCACUAAGCACAGCUUUUCCCUAUCUUGAAAGAUUCCAAAAGGUAACAAAGUGUAAGCCCCCCAAGAACCUUUUGCCCCACCUGGAACACGGCUAACCACAAGAUUGUGGAACAACCUAUCUCAGCCACCAAAAAGCCUCAACACUAUUCACUUUUAUGGUUCUCUCUUUACCUUUCUUGCUCACAGUUUCCCCCUCCCUCUCCUGAAUAAAUAAGUUACAGAUAGAAGAAGCAUUAGAUAAUAAAGAUAUUCGCUCCCCUUUCUUAAAACAAGUAUGUUCAAUGUGGAUUCUGUUGGAGACGGGUAUCCUUGCAACUGGCCGCGUACUUGUGAUGCAUGUCAUGCAGCAGCCUGCAACCUCUACUGCCAUACUGACUCAGCUUACCUUUGCUUUAGCUAUGAUGAAUGUAUUCAUGCUGCGACUCCACAGGUUUUGCAACACCAUCGUGUGUUGGUUUGCUCUGAAUGUGAGAAUGCCCCAGCAGCUUUCACCUGUAAGGCUGAUGCAGCAUCACUCUGUAUCAGUUGUGAUGUUGAGAUACACUCUGCCAACGCAAUAGCCUGCCGUCACAACCGGGUUCCAGUAUCCCCUCUAACUGGUCUAGUCUACGCGUCAUCAAAUAUCUACUGCCACUGUGAGCUGCCACAGCUGCCAGCUCCAAUGUUUGAUGUAGGAAAUGACAUUGUUGCUUAUAAAACCAAUGGGGAAAUAAAUGAGGCUGAAGCAGAUUCUUUUCUGUUGCUUGAUCCUGAAAACACAAAGAAUCAGACUAACAGUGAAUUAAUGAAUAGUGAGGCAGUUGAGUAUUUGGAACCUGUUGAGUAUGAUUCAAGUACUAAGUUACAGUACCAAGAUGAGUACUCGCAGCAGCAAUCAUACAGUGCUCAUAAAGGGAAAAAUAUAAGUGAUAUCAUUGUGCCAGUUCCAUCAGUUGAAGUGCGAAAAAUACAAGAAGAAGAAGAAGAACAUAAUAUUUCCUUCAAUGGGGAGUAUGAAGCCUCAAGAGCUGCUUUUAUCAACACUCCUUCAAGUAGUCAAAAGCGUUGCCUUGUCCUUUAUGAGUGAUGGCAUUUCACUAAAGGAAACAACUAGCGAGUUCUCAUGUUCUUAUACCAGGUUUCAGAGUGGGACAACUGAACUAUUGCAGAACAAUUCACGUGUGAUGCCACUUCAAUUAACUCCAACGAACCGGGAAGCAAAGGUCCUUAAAUAUCGAGAGAAAAGGAAAGCAAGGAAAUUUGAGAAGAAAAUACGGUAUGCAUCUAGAAAGGCCUAUGCAGAGACCCGACCCCGAGUCAAAGGCAGGUUUGCGAGAAGAACAGAUAUAGAGCUGGAAGAGGAUCAGUUGAUCUCAAUAGAAGAAUAUGGCUAUGCCAUUGUUCCUUCAUGCUGAAGUCAAAUAAGAAGAGAAGUAGAUUACUAUACAGUGCAAUAAUUGAAUUAUUAGUUCUGGUGCAAUUAAUAUUGUCAUUCCAGAAUUUCCCAGUACAUUAACGGUAAUAGGACUGUGUUCUUAAGAAUUUUUUUUCUCAUUAGCUCUCAAGUCUUGGCAUAGAAUAGACACCAGACUUUCUUUGAACCGAGGGACCGUCAAAAGUCAAACGGCAAGAAGUUUGAAAAGUAACAGUACAGCAGUACUAGUAGAAAUCAUUGAGACCACUGAUGAAAUUGUUUGAAAUUUGAUGAU
Quercus robur (English oak) is the source of this 2533-nucleotide messenger RNA. RefSeq names its product zinc finger protein CONSTANS-LIKE 1-like. Gene Ontology annotation, molecular function: zinc ion binding. The record is from RefSeq and is a predicted model, not a curated record. NCBI's taxonomy places the organism in Eukaryota, Viridiplantae, Streptophyta, Magnoliopsida, Fagales, Fagaceae. Gene Ontology annotation, biological process: regulation of flower development. The transcript has 2 exons. The coding region runs from base 1120 to 1911 and encodes 263 amino acids. Gene Ontology annotation, cellular component: nucleus.